AUGAAGGACGGAAGCACCGUUGUAUUCAAAAGUCGAUAUACUGUGAUUAAAAAGCUCGGAAAAGGAGCGAGUGGGAAAACUUACUUGGUGGAGGACUUCCACGAAUCUCAAAAUUGCACGAAGGUUUUGAAAGCUCUGAAGUGCAUAAAACUUGAUGAUAAUUCAGAAGCGGUUCAAAAAGAUUAUGAAAAAGAAGCACAUCUUCUAUCGAGUCUAAAACACCCUUACAUACUCCGUAUUCAUGAAAGUUUUGUUGAUAAAAAUAGGUUCUGCAUUGUGUCGGAAUAUUGUGAAGGGGGUGAUCUAACCAAUUACUUAAAACAAGUGAAGAGUAAAGGAGAACGUAUCAGUGAAAAAAUUAUUGGAAAAUGGCUUGUACAAAUUAUAUUGGCCACAGUUUAUAUGCAUAAAAAUAAAAUACUUCACCGUGACUUAAAAACAAGUAAUAUAUUUUUAAAGAAUGGGAAUAUUAAAGUUGGUGAUUUCGGUAUUUCGCGUUCACUGGCCACAACUGAAGAACUGGCAACUACGUUUAUUGGGACUCCUUAUUAUAUGAGUCCGGAAGUUCUGAAGUACGAAGGAUAUAAUAAUAAAUCAGAUAUUUGGUCAAUCGGAAUAAUUCUGUAUGAACUAUGCACCCAAAGAAGAGCAUUCACUGGAACUAAUUUAAUGCGUGUUAUGUGGCAGGUGAUAAAUGAUCCUUGUCCUCAGCUACCAGAAAUUUAUUCAAAAGAAUUGCAAGAGGUUUUAGAACUAAUGUUAAAGAAGACUCCCCAAGAACGACCAUCUGCUUCAGAACUUCUUCAAUCAAAUGCGGUUCACUCGUACUUACGUGAUUUAUACAAAGAAAUCAUAAUUCACAUGCAAAACGAAUUAUCUGAUGAAAUAGGAAGGAUGGGAGCGAAUUUAAUCUGUAAGAAAUUUAAAGUGCAUAAUCCAAAAAAAUAUGUUUGUUUGGUUUUCUAUUCCUUACUUAUGUCGUUUGAAGAAUUUAUUAGUUUACCUGAUUCAGUUUUGCACAAACAACAGUCAAUUGAAAACACUGAGAAGUUUUCAAUACAAUUAAAUGAAGAGAUUGAAGAGAGUGUAGAACAUUCAGAAGAUCAGUACUUAACGCCACGUCAAAAAAUCAAAUUAAAUAAAGCAACUGAAUCAGAUAGAACUACUGCAGUCUUAAGAGAUUUAGCAGAACAGCUUACACAUACUCGGAAUAGUUUAAAUUCUACAAUGGAAACACAACUGUUCACCUGGCAGAAAGGAUAUCCAUCAUUGAAUCAUAUAUGGCCUACAAUUCAAAUACCUACAGAGAAACUGCUAAAUGAAUUAAAAAAACCUUUAUUUAGGAAAAAUAAACAAUGA
Molecule: messenger RNA, 1359 nt
Organism: Schistosoma mattheei
Lineage: Eukaryota; Metazoa; Platyhelminthes; Trematoda; Strigeidida; Schistosomatidae
Source: the annotation of a GenBank genome assembly